AUCCUCACGGCAAAUUCCCCAUUUGGCCCCUUCAGGGAGGCUCAUUCAAUUGACCAAGCAUUUGUUUCUCCUGUACGACGCGUUACCCCUUCCCAAACUCAGACCCACGAGGCUGGCAGCAUGAAACGCGGCCCUCGCAGUGGCUCAGCCCUGGGGAUUAGAACAGACAUAGUUUCUUCAAUAAGUGGUGGACCUCCAAGUCCUACUUUAAGCGCUUCAACCCAAGUUUCUGGAAUGCCUGUCCCUGGGGGCCCCACAACGAUUAUCACUCGCGCUCACUUAAGAACGAGUGUCCAGGCUUAUGAAGAGACAAGCACGGAUUAUCGCAACGCGUUAUCCACUCUUGCUGAUGCUUCGGCACGCUUUGCUGCUGCGAUCGAGUCAUGUUCACGGUUGAGGGGUGUGAGCGACGAUGCCUCUGUCAGUUUCCAAGCUGCUGGCGGCCUGUAUCAUAUCAUUGGUAAUCACGAGCAAGUCCUGAGCGAUGCCAUUCGGAAGAAGUUCGAUAAGCCAUUACGACAGCACCUACAAGCCUAUCGCCAACAAAUUGCUGAACGGUCUGCAGCCUAUGAGCAAUCACUUAUCGAGAAGAAUAGGCUAAUACGGAAAGUUGAGGCAGAGAAUAUGAACAUUGGACGACGGAGACAACGUGAUCUCAAUUCUUUUCGGGCGGCGCUCAAUUUGUUACAACAGCAAGUAGCUGAGUUGGACCGACUUAAAGCGGACUACUACUCGGAGGUUCUGGGCCAUGAAGAGGAGAGCUGGGACUUCGUCUUGGGAAAAGUCUCACUCGUUGUCCGAUCUACGUUGGACGUGUAUGACCGCAUAUCAGCGAAAGCGUCGGACCCUGGUCUGGAAUCGAUGCUAUUGUCAAUUCCCGAUCCAUUCGAUACAUAUGGGCCACAAAAGAGUGAAGAUCAUAUAUACAGUAUUGUCCCUGUGGGUAUUCUCAACCCCAAUGAUCGAUCCUCUCCCAGUCCAGCACCAAGCCAUCACUCGGGGAUCAGCAAUGUAACCGGUGUACAAACAUGGAUGGAUCAAACGGCCACGGCAAGGGAAACAGCAUACCCAAGCCAACCUGUCAUACCAGACUGGACAAAUGUUGAUUGGACAGAUGCAGAAUCGAGAGUCAGACGACACUCGCUACCGGGCCCUUAUCCUACCGCUUCCAAUCAUGUCCCGGCUUCCCUAAUUGGUACUACCUCCUUAUCGACAUCGCCGCCCUCCGCAAGUAUUCCUUUCCCCAAAAAUCAUCACCUGAAAGGGACACUCGAACUAUGUCUGGUUCCAAUCUGCGGCACAUGCUAAGUGUCAUAGGCGAGGGGAGUCCAUUAAGCCGACAGCCC
This is a messenger RNA of Cantharellus anzutake, 1346 nucleotides long. RefSeq lists its product as uncharacterized. The record is from RefSeq and is a predicted model, not a curated record. NCBI's taxonomy places the organism in Eukaryota, Fungi, Basidiomycota, Agaricomycetes, Cantharellales, Hydnaceae. Gene Ontology annotation, biological process: vacuole fusion, non-autophagic. The transcript is spliced from 8 exons. Gene Ontology annotation, molecular function: phospholipid binding. Bases 121 to 1308 code for a protein of 395 amino acids. Gene Ontology annotation, cellular component: fungal-type vacuole membrane.